Messenger RNA from Cyphomyrmex costatus, 384 nucleotides. RefSeq lists its product as uncharacterized. The transcript has a single exon. The coding region runs from base 1 to 384 and encodes 127 amino acids. The record is from RefSeq and is a predicted model, not a curated record. Lineage: Eukaryota; Metazoa; Arthropoda; Insecta; Hymenoptera; Formicidae.
AUGCGCGUUAACGCAGCAUUAGUCACCAACCGAGGACAAACGUACGUGAUCUUCGAUGGCGACAGCGUAGCGUUAAUGAAUGAAUGCGACAUGAUUAUUCGUGAAUAUCACUCGUUAAAAUCGAUAUUUCCGGGAAUACCAUCAUCUCCGACUGUAUCCUACCGAUAUAUCGACGGUUCUCUUCAUUUCUUACAAAAACGUCAAUAUUACAAAUUCAACGAGUUCACCCAAACAGUAACGAAUGCCGAUAAUUUCAACAUGAAAAUACUCAACGUAAAUUGUCCUACAGACGGACUGCUAAGACAAUUGCAAGAUCUUCUUAAUCGACUGCUUCAAUCAAAUAAUUUACUCGAAUACACCACAGAGGAUGCAUUGGACGAUUAG